AUGGGUGUGGACAGUGUGAAGGCAACUACCCUCGUGGUCACACCUCCAAAAGACUACAAGGAAAUCUAUGAAGAGACCAUUGGCUGCUUCAGUGAUCCCAUAGACAUCUUUGAGGAGAAUUGGCAGAUCACUAACAACAAAAGGAAGGCCGGCAUACAACUGGAGUCAUCCAGUGAGAGGACAAGGGGUGCCUUCGAACCCAGUGAGGUGUCAGUGGAGAGUGAGAGAAAGUCCAAGAAUAGAAAGGCCUCCACCGACAUAGAAUCUCCUAGUAAGAGGCAGAGGAGUGGGAAUGACGACUCUGACCUCUCCCCGAGCUCCAGAGACCUUUCACCUUCCAAUCAAGAAAACAGGAGCAUGCUCCUCAUCGGUCACACCAGUAGAGCUGAAUUCGAGGCCAAGUACCUGCAGUUUGAGCACCUUGGACAAGGAGGCUUCGGGUCAGUUUAUGCUGGAACAAGAGAAAGUGAUAAUUUACCAGUGGCGAUCAAAUACAUCCCUAAAAAACAUGUGCGGACUCUAACAUUGGUCUCAAACAAGGGGAGAUACCUGAUCCCUCAUGAGGUGCUCCUCAUGGUCAGAGUAGCAAGCGUACCAGGAUCUGGGGACAAAUCUGCAGCCGUAUCAUUUAUAGAAUGGUACAAUCUGGAUCAGGAGAUUAUCCUCAUCAUGGAGAGACCGGUCCCUGCUGUUGAUUUAUCAGCUUACAUCCAGUGUAACGGUCACCAACUGGACGAAGGGACGGCAAAGAUCAUCAUAAAGCAGCUGGUGGAGGCAGCCAUCGAGAUGCACUCAAAGGGCGUUUUCCAUCGGGACAUCAAGCUCGAGAACGUUUUGAUCCAAAACACCUCAGAUGGUCCACGGGUGCGGAUCAUAGACUUUGGAUGUUCCAGCCUCGUGACAAACAUGCCUUGCAGCUCCUUCUCUGGAACCUUUGCAUUUGCACCUCCAGAGUAUUUUAAACAUCAGAUGUACAAGGCCAGGCCAACCACAGUAUGGCAGUUGGGGGCCCUCCUCUUCAACAUGGUGGAUGGAUGCAAGCCAUUUACCACCGGCGACUUCACCAGCAAAAACAUUCAAAUCAGCAGUAAGCUGUCCCACGAGUGUCGGAGGCUGCUGCACGUGUGUUUGGCUGUCAGCCCUAAGAACCGAGCUACGCUGCACAAUCUCCAGCAACAUUCCUGGGGCUGUAUCUUCUUGAAGAUGCUGUCUACCUGGUCCACGAAGACCGCCUCCUUCGUGGGCUGCAUAGACCGCCAAGGCAAAACCGAGAUCUAA
Messenger RNA from Hippoglossus stenolepis (Pacific halibut), 1278 nucleotides. RefSeq names its product serine/threonine-protein kinase pim-1. Gene Ontology annotation, biological process: negative regulation of apoptotic process; protein autophosphorylation; regulation of mitotic cell cycle. The record is from RefSeq and is a predicted model, not a curated record. The coding region runs from base 1 to 1278 and encodes 425 amino acids. Gene Ontology annotation, molecular function: ATP binding; protein serine/threonine kinase activity. The transcript has 10 exons. Lineage: Eukaryota; Metazoa; Chordata; Actinopteri; Pleuronectiformes; Pleuronectidae. Gene Ontology annotation, cellular component: cytoplasm.